AUGGCAAUGGCAACGGCAACGGCGACGGCAACCGGAACCUCUCUGUCAGGUGACUCCACUCUCUUCUCGCUGUGCACGUUUCUGCUCAGCGUCUACACCCUCGGCGUCUCGGCCGAUGUCUUCAUCUCCUCCACCGUCCAAGUCGCCCGGCGCCUGCGUGUCUCUGAAACGGUCAUCGCGCUGCUCACCGCCGGCGCCGAGUGGGAAGAGCUCGCCGUCGUGGUCGCCGCCGUCGCCCAGCGCCAGCCCAAAAUCGCCUUGGGCAACGUCCUGGGCAGCUGCGUAGCCAACAUCUUCGGCGCGUUCUCGCUGGGCGUGCUGGCGCAAAGACAGCCCAUCGUCCAAUACGAUGUCAGCGCGAAGAUCUACAGCGUCGUUCUCUUGGGCGUCACCACGGGCGUGGCGGUGCUCUGGGGAUUCGGCCAGCUCGCGGGCCACGUCUAUGGCGCGGUCCUGGUGGGAGGUUUCGUCGUGUAUCUGGUGGCUGUUGGCUGGUCCAUCUAUCGGGGCGUGCUGGAUGCGCCGGAGGAAUCGGAUGCGGAGUCGGAUGCUGGUGGUUCUUCUAGUGCGGGAUCGGAUGGAGGAGAUCCAGAGGGACGGGCCACCGCUGCUGGCGACGGAAACCCUCAUGAAGAACACUCGGAGGCGAACGAGUCAAGCGCCUUGCUGGGGCGUACGAGAUGGCGGCCUUCCACACUCUUGUAUCUGGUCAAGCUGAUCCUCGCCUUCGUCGCGCUCUCCAUCAGCGGCUAUGUCCUCUCAGAAUCCUCCCACUCACUGGCGGCAAGAUUCCACAUCUCCGAGACUGUCUUUGGAGCCACUCUCUUGUCCCUGGCCACCACCCUCCCAGAGAAGCUUGUCGCCGUCAUCAGCGGGUACCGAGGCCACCCAGGAAUGUAA
Messenger RNA from Fonsecaea erecta, 900 nucleotides. RefSeq lists its product as hypothetical. Lineage: Eukaryota; Fungi; Ascomycota; Eurotiomycetes; Chaetothyriales; Herpotrichiellaceae. Gene Ontology annotation, cellular component: membrane. Gene Ontology annotation, molecular function: calcium, potassium:sodium antiporter activity; calcium channel activity. Bases 1 to 900 code for a protein of 299 amino acids. The transcript has a single exon. Gene Ontology annotation, biological process: calcium ion transmembrane transport; intracellular calcium ion homeostasis. The record is from RefSeq and is a predicted model, not a curated record.